Protomyces lactucae-debilis is the source of this 974-nucleotide messenger RNA. RefSeq lists its product as uncharacterized. Lineage: Eukaryota; Fungi; Ascomycota; Taphrinomycetes; Taphrinales; Protomycetaceae. The record is from RefSeq and is a predicted model, not a curated record. The transcript has a single exon. The coding region runs from base 234 to 830 and encodes 198 amino acids.
CUCACUUCCUCGAGACCGCAAACCCUUAAACCGCAUCUGCUCUAUACUCGAUGGGCUCAGAUCCUCAACGGCAGAGACACACUCUGCAUGGCUAGUAGGGCAAGGUAGGCCUUGACGUAGAAGAGCAGACAACGAUACCGACACACCAUUCACCACCACACUCUAGCGUUGCUUCCACUCAUCACUACAGCUCAGCAAGCGUCAUUUUCUCUGCACGACUACAUUAGGAGGCCAUGGGUCUCGAUGUUCCGCGCUCAGAUUCCUUUGGCAAGCUCUAUCCGCCACGGACAGGGGCUCGCGAUGCAUCAAGCACAACAAGCGAUGCACUGCGCCGGUAUCUAUUCAGACAAGAGCCCAAGACUGGACUUCGUGAACUCUUCCUAUACUUGCGCAUCCGCAUGCAACCUGCAGACGCACAGCUCUGGCCACAAAGACCACAGCCAUCGCUGAUUGGCCUCAAGAAUAUGUUGCGCAGAUUGGCACAUGAUUUGUCGGUCCUGGAGACCUUGACGGGACAGAGCACAAAAGCACAUGUUGCGGUCCUGGAUCAGGCCUUUUUUGAACUACAGGCCUUCCUACUCAUGGGACCACCACAUCAUCUUCGCGAAGACCUGGGUUCUGAUCUGGUUUCUGCGUAUAUCUGUCUAUCGCUUGCGGAUAAUCUGCUCGACUUUGACGAUAUCAGUGAGCAGAUUCUUUUCUGCUGCAGACAAACCUUGCAUGGUAUCAUUGCUCGGCGAGAGAUGGUCAAGUUUGAGGAUGACAUACGUUUCGAUGUGCCCUGGUGCUGUUUACGUCUCAAUCGUCGACACAAGCGCAAAAUUGGUUGAUACGUGCUAUGGCUUCCUUCAAAUUUCUGCACCUUCCGUCUCUUGCUUGCGCUUCCAAGCUUCAAACGCCUUGUGCUUCGCCUGUCGGUGUACGCGGCCUCGAUGCAUGGCACUCGUCAAGUGAGUCUGCCACUGCUCCGUCCC